This is a messenger RNA of Closterium sp. NIES-67, 4157 nucleotides long. The record is from the annotation of a GenBank genome assembly. Lineage: Eukaryota; Viridiplantae; Streptophyta; Zygnematophyceae; Desmidiales; Closteriaceae.
AUUGCCGCACCUUCGAUCCACGUCAGUGCUAGUUUAGCAGACUAGACGAGCGAGCUUCCGCCUAUUCGUCCUGCAAAUACCCGAGAGUUGUCGAUACUGUGAGGAAAGGUACCCUAUCGCUUCCGUGGUGAUUUCGUCGUGGCGAAAACCGCUCAGGCCGUGUUUGCCAAUUCCUCUAGUCUCAGCGCAUUACAUCGUUUAGGAACUAUUAAACGAUCCCCAAUCCGCUGCGUCCAAUUCGUCGUGUCGCGACUUUUAACGUUAAUCGCACGCUCCUAGCGGACUAGUCAAAAUGCGUAGAAUGGAUUUAAUCAGACCACUAUUCGCCUCAUUCUAGUAAAAUUGACCUCGCGACAUGCCGAUCAGGAACGUUCUGCUAUUGAUUCGACUUAUGGGGCCUUAAUUCAGAUCAAUACUCGGCCUUAUCCUAGUGGAUUUGACCUAGUGUCACGCCGAUCAGGAUCGUGUCGUGAGACCCUUCGAACAGCUCAACGCGAUGCAGAAUUCAACGGUAGCUUGCAUCGGGUGAACUUUUGAGUUGACUCAGAAGUCAACGGCCACGCGAUGCAUAUCCUCAACGGUAGGAUGCCUCGGGUGAACUUCUGAGUUGUAGACAAAAGUCAACAUUUCUGGCUAAGCACGAUGCAGAUCGUCAACGGCAGGCUGCGUCGGGUGAACUUCUGAGUUGUAGACAGAAGUCAACAUUUGAGUCGACUCAAGAGUCAAUAGUUUCGCUAAGCAAGAUGCAGAUCGUAAACGGUAGUUUGCCUCGGGUGAAGCGGCGGAGCAAGCCGGCGAGUUCCUCGGAGCGGCUAUGGACGCUGAUGGUCAUUUGUGGGACCAUGCUCUUCUUCGUCUUCCUCCUCAUCCUCUCAGGCACGUCGCCCAAGAGCGAGCAGACAGCACCAGUGCUGGAGGUGGGAACAGCUCCGGACAGUGCGCACCAGCACAUAGCCGAUGCAGACGAUCAGGGAACCAGUAGCGGAAGCCACGACGGGAGGGAGCAGGCGGCUCCUUCUGGCGGGCAGCUCCAGAAUUUUUCAGGCGUGAUGGCGAGCAUGCUGAGCAGCAACGAGCCAUUCACGCUGUUUGCACCCACAGACGAGUUUUUUCUGGACAUCAGCAGCACAUUCCACAAGUACCCUAGAACAAAAGAGAUGGUUGACCCCAUGCUAAGUCGAGCCGUGGGGUAUGCGUCCGUGCCUCGCCGAAUGGCUGCGGCUGACGUGCCUCUAGGGGCGUUUGAGCGGCUGGAGUCAAUCUCGGGGUUCAUAAUUAACGUGGGGAGGGACCCGCGCACCGGCAGGAUCUUCGCCAACGGUGUACCCAGCAAGCAGGUGGACAUACACGAGGGCCAGAUGGUGGUGCACCUCAUCGACGGCAUGCUAGGCCCGCUCGAUUUCGUCGAAUCGGUGCGCAGCAUGGACCCUGAUGACGUCAGCAUGGAGGCCGCCCUAGAGCAGGAGUUCAACUCGGGGGCGUUUGUGAGGGGCAGUGAGAGCAGCGGGGGAGGGGGCGGGGGAGGGGAAGCGGGAGGAGGAGGAAGUGGUGUGGGGGAGGGGCAUGGUACAGGACAGGGAGAGCAGAAGCUGCAGCAGGAGGGGCAGCAGCAGGGGCAGCAGCAGGAGCAGCAGCAGGAUGAUCGAGAAGAGAAGCAGGGUAUAUCAGAAGAGAAAGUGGUGGAUCUGACUGCUGCUGUUGCUGCCUCCGCUGCUGCUGCUGCUGCUGUCGGCCUUGGUGGGGGGGGUGGAGGAGGAGAGGGGGGUGCAGGUGAACAGGGCUUGGAGCAGCAGGGCGUGAUAACGGGAACAGAAGCGGGUCACUCUAUAGAGGGACAAGGAGAAACGCUAAGUGCUGCUGGGAAUGCAACAGCAGGAGGGCAGGGGGUUGACAACAAGGAAGGUGAUAACAGCGGGAGCUCCAGCAGCAGCAGCAGUGGGAAGCCAGGCCCCAGUCUUGACAGUGAUGAUCGGAACAGGGACGAGUUUGUGCAUGAAGGGAACGAGCUUCUAGAGGCAAACGAGGCAGACAAUAUCGAGGAAGAAGCCGGGGAGGAGGGGCCUGGGGGAGAGGGGGCGGGGGGAGGGGGGGAAGGGGGAGCAGGAGGGGCAGCAGGGGCUGGUACGGGGGGGAAUAGCACAGGGUCUAAAGCGGUCACUGCUGGGUUUGGUUGGAAGAGGCUCUAUGCGGGGCUGCCAGGGGUGGUGCUUUGGCAAAAGCAGAAUACAACUGGGGCGGAUGGGGGAGGGGGAGGGGGAGGGGGAGGGGGAGGGGGAGGGGGAGCGGGAGGCAGUGGUGGGGGUAGUGGGGGGAACGGGGAGGGCGGGGGUGCAGGGAGUGCUGGGCCCGGGAGUGGGUUUCAGUGGUUUGGGUUCGGAAAGGGGGGCGCAGGUUCCAAGAAGGAGCCGGAGGAAGACCCUGUGGAUAAUCUGCCGGUGCUAAGGCCAGAAGUGAUUGCUCUGGAGCAGGUGCGAGAAGAGGAGAAGGCAAAGCCUGGAGUGGAGGUGGAUUUCAGAGGAGCACGCAAGGGCGCAUCCAUUAUCGAGGUGCCUCCCCCUGUGGACCCCUCCAAGCUACCGUGUCUUGGCAGGGGCAGGGUGCAGGCGGAUGGCAAGUGCCUGUGCUCCGUGCUCUAUGGGGGCGACAACUGCGAGGAGACACGCAACACCGACAAGCUGACAGUAGACCCCUACGUGGGCAGCUACCUGCUCACAGCGCAGGCACUGAUGGCUCCACCACCGCCAGGGGCGGGGGAUCAGGGGGGGAGUGGAGGGGGAGGAGGGGGAUCCGCCGGGCGAUCUGCCAUGCUGCUGGAAGGGCUGUCGAUUGAGGAGCGGAGGGAGCUGAGAGCCGUCCUGCCGUUGAAUGACAUCUACCAGACCACGGUGUGGGACUCGUGUGCCGUGGUGGGAAAUUCGGGCUCGCUGCUUCUGAGAGAGGAUGGGGAGGAGAUAGACAAGCACGACAUGGUUAUGCGCUUUAACACGGCGCCCACCAAGGGAUACGAGAGGCAGGUGGGGAAGAAGACCACCUUUCGCCUGAGUGUCCCUGACAAAGCAGGAUUCAGAGAGGGCAACGAGACGGUGGUAUACCACCUGUACCUGAGGGGCGUCAAGACGGAGCUGGAGCAUCUACUCAAGUUCAAACGCGUCUUCAGAGAAGGGCCGCUCUAUGUGCUGGACCUGGGGUUCGAGUCUCAGAUCUUCAACACCUUUGGCGCCUUCACGUCCGUGGGAUACGUGGGGAUUCAGUUCGCCCUGCAGAAGUGCCACCACAUCGACUUGUACGGUUUCUUUCUAAGCGAGGGGCACGGCGUGCGGCACCACUACUACAAUAAAGACGAGCAGAAGCCGUCCCACGUGACGGGCGAGCAGCUCGACCGGGAGUUCGUGCAGAGCAUCGAGAUCGCUGACACUGAACUCAUGUGGAUUGCUGACCCGUGCCUCUACGAUUGCCGGCGCUCCAUCCAGCGCUGCAGCAUGUGCAUGAGGAUAUCAGUGGACGAGCUGAGCCAGAAGACAGAGUGGUCGACCCAGCAGCUGGCCUUGAACGCGCGCAGGGAGCAGCGGUGGCGGGAGUUUCUCAAGUGGGAGAACAUAGUGCGGGACGAGCUCAAGAAGAGCGUGCGGCUGCAGUUCCAAAUGCAGGCGGAGCAGCGACGGAUGAGGAACUCUGGCUCCCGCACGGAUGGGGUUUUGGGGGAGGGGGAGGUGAGGGGGAUGCAGGGGGAGAGUGAGGAUGAGUAUGAUAGCAUUGACUGGGAGCGGGUGGUGGUUGAAGACAUGUUAGAUAAGCUAUCGAUGCACGAGGUGUUACUGUACUUUAGAAGAAACCACCUCACUAUCCCGGACACGCGGGCGCAGAUGCUUCAGGCGGUGAAGGCGCAUUAUUUCUUCCUGAGAGGGGAGUUGCAGAAGCAGAAGAACAGGCUGUAUCGGCCGUCAGACUGACAGGCCUGGCCUCAUGCUUUCCCCUUUCAGUGUUCCCUUUUGUGAUUGUAGUAUUGUGGUGAGUGUAGCAGUUUUUUUUGUUUCUUGCCCCCAGCUGUUUGUGAGUGGGAAGUAUUUAGAUUGUAUUCUCCAAAUGUGAAUCCUCUUAAAGUGGGGCAUGUUCCAGCCAAGUAUUGUGAAAGCUUGCUUGGGUCAUGGCAAAGGCAG